Molecule: messenger RNA, 330 nt
Organism: Protopolystoma xenopodis
Lineage: Eukaryota; Metazoa; Platyhelminthes; Monogenea; Polystomatidea; Polystomatidae
Source: the annotation of a GenBank genome assembly
CCAGCAAAUCCAGCACGCCAUGCAUCUCCUAAUCUUUUUCCAGCCUUCGUAUUGCCUGUUGAUUGCCCUACUCUACAGAGUAUCUGUGAACACUUUUCUCAAUGGUUGACCGAUUGCUGUUGUGAGCUCGACGUGGCAGACCCUACAAGCUGGCGACAUAUGGAGCUGCUUGCUCAGGCCAUUGAAUUAGCCACACUUAUCUUGCCAUCAUCAUCAAUCAACCCAGAUGGGGUUGGCGGAGUUGAGGAUCUAGAGGGAGGUCAGCUUCUCCUUCAGAGCAAAUUUCUUGCGUUUGCUGACGACACAUUUAGGUCUGAGCCUGCUGCUUAG